Soboliphyme baturini is the source of this 975-nucleotide messenger RNA. NCBI's taxonomy places the organism in Eukaryota, Metazoa, Nematoda, Enoplea, Dioctophymatida, Soboliphymatidae. The record is from the annotation of a GenBank genome assembly.
AUGUCUGCUCAUCUGUCGUACAAUCAAGAACAGUACUACCAAACGAGGAGCUUCAAGGCGGUCGAAAGUUGGGAGGUAGAUUACGGUCGGAUGUCAAAGGAGUGUUUUGAAGACCGCCAGCCGUGCUAUGUUCUGUUGAGGCUCGACAGUCGGGUCGGAACCCAUGAUGACUAUGAAUGGCUGUUCGUGACGUUUGUUCCUGACGAUGCAUCGAUCAGGCAGAAGAUGCUGUACGCGUCGACACAGAUGACGUUGAAAAAGCAAUUCGGCAAUGGCUGCAUCAAGUACGACAUGCACGCUUCGUCAAAGGCAUGUACAUACCCAAAUGAAGAGGUCAUGACCACUGCCGUAAAACGCUACAUUUCGCAAAAGUUCCUUCACACUGAUCAGGAGAACGCGCCUGACCCAUGGCCGUCGAUGGACGUCGCCAACAAGCGAAAGUCGAUUAACGGCAUCGACAUCUCUGCGAAGCGCGGCAUUGACUUCCCGAUCGACAAUACGGCGCUAGACGCCUUGCGCCAGUUACGGAGUGGCGCCAUUAACUAUGUACAGCUCUCGGUCGAUACUUUAAAUGAAGCAAUAAAACUGGAGAAGUUCGGCGUGGUGAACCUCGUCGAACUGAACAACGACAUCGCGAGGUCAAAACCGCGCUACCACUUCUACACGUUCGGCCACGUGCACGACGGCGUGCAGCGCAACCCCAUCGUCUUCAUAUACUCGUUACCCACUCUUGAAACGCCCAUUAAAGAGAAGAUGCUGUACAGCUCGUGCAAGGAACCCUUUUUGACAAAUCUCCAACAAACCAUUGGUCUCACCGUAGACAAAAAGAUUGAACUGGACGAUAAGGAAAUCGUCAGUUAUGAUUUUCUCAUGAAUGAGUUGUAUCCGGUGGUUUACGUGGCGUCGACCGGAUUGAAAUUCGACAAGCCAAAGGCCCCCACACAACGACGAGUGCAGAGGCUUCAGAAAUUUUAA